Molecule: messenger RNA, 1069 nt
Organism: Cucumis sativus (cucumber)
Lineage: Eukaryota; Viridiplantae; Streptophyta; Magnoliopsida; Cucurbitales; Cucurbitaceae
Exons: 2
Coding region: 161-670 (169 amino acids)
Source: RefSeq, a predicted model, not a curated record
ACCAAUGAGAAUUUGCUAGAACCAUCUGAGCAUAUUUCAAUUACGAAAUCCAUAAUCAAAAUAGAACCCCAAAAGCCAAAACAAACUGUGCGAUGCCCUUGAUUUCUCAUUGUAUAAAAGCAAAGCAAUAAUACCUUUAGCUUAAUUUGCCGAUGAUACCAUGGACUGUUCGAACUCCGACAUGAUGGAGGCUGAAUUUCCGUCUAUCACAGCCGGCGAACGCGAUUCCGUUCGCCACUUACUCACAUUAGCUCGUCAAUUCAUCAAUCAACGAAAGCCUUCCCAAGCUCUCCAAGCGGUUGUAAUGGCAAUGAGAACUCAAGGUGGGGAUGCAGCAGUCUUUCAAUCUUUGCAUCGUGCAAGGGAGCUAUACAGAAGUCGGUUACAGGAGACUGCUGAUGUUGAUCAACUAGCUUCUUUAUUUGCAGAGUGUGCUAUAGCUGAAGCCCAACAGCCUUUGAACCCUGAACCUACUGAAAGUAACAAUAAUAUGUCUAGCUCAUCAGUUGUCGAUGGUCAUGCUAAUUCAAUUCUGGCAGAAACUGGUAGGAUGCAAGUUGUUAUGGAUGCCUUCUCAGAUGGGAGCAGUUUUAUUUGUUUGCAAUGUGGGGGUCUUGUUAGUAACCAUCGCAAAGAUGAGCAUUAUGCAUAUUGGUGUGCCCAGAUCUAACUUGUUUUAGUGUAUCAAUCCUCAUUCUUGUCUUACCUGGCAAGAAAAUAUCCUCCAGAACUUGUAUUUGUGUCUUUCGAUUUGUACAUGCCACAGCUGCUCUUAUGUUGGCACACCCCAGUUGUUGUCGAUGCUAGCAAGCUAAGGUUUUAAAUGGUGUUGCCAAUUGUUGUGAGUGAGCUCUUUCUUGAGUAGCUUGCAACAUAUUCCUCUGUACAACGAGAGAGAUAAGAGAUAUAUAAACACGAUCAAUUUGGUUUGCCAACAUCAUCCUCAUACAUAAGUUCUCAUUUUAGAAGAGGCAGUAACCAGACCCAUAUAUGGACUUAUUGUAUGGAGAUAACACCUAUUUUUUUCCUUUCUAAUCGUAUUUCAAGGCCUACCAGGUUUUGCAGAUAA